UGAGAAGAAAAAACCUACAGCAUUUAAGUACAAAAUCGAAAUUCAARUAGCAGAAUACGAUGGCACCAGGAAUCAUUACUUCGUGUUGGUCUAAGAUAGAAAYUGKAGCACAUGCAUCAAGCUUCCGACUCCCAUUAUCUUCAUUCUCACCGAUUGAUUGAUUCAUUGACCUGCAUUAUMCUCCUAUCUUCUCAAUACAUUCCGAUUCAAGAUUCAGGCGCGAAAAAAUGGCUCUUUUUGGUUCAGAGAGACGACACGGCUUGCGGUGGAUCGUUUCGGCUGCUCUUACGGCUGUUCUCCUGCUCGUGACGUUGGAAUYGACCCUGGCGUUCCGUUCUUCAAUGCCAACCUCCAUUUCUACGAACAGAAAUAGUCGAAUGUCAUCGACCGCGAGCAGCAGUUGCCUCAGCGUUGUUCCCUUGAUUGCAGACAACGCGGCACCGCUGGCGAUCGAAGCCGCUAGUACGGUGUUUGCUGCCGGAUCGUCGACAACGCUCGCCGACGCAGUCGUCGCGAGCGGCAGCAACCAGAUCAAUGCCGGGGAGCUCUUGGGCAACAGCGACUUUUUGGUCUUUGUCGCCGGCAUCUUCCCCUUUAUGUGGGCCACGUACGAAUUCUGGAGGCGCAUCAUGUUCGGGGAAUCCUUCGGAACCGGGACCGAUUCCAUCGUGAUCAUCGGGCAGGACGACGCCCCCUUUGAUUCGCGCGGCCGGCGGGUCCUGGGCACCGGUGCCCUCGUGACGGCCUACGUUCUCUUUGUCUGCGCGUUUGGGACCCUCGCGGUCGUGGGGUAUUCGGUCGCCACGUCGGCCCCGCCGUCUUCAGAGGAUCUAGCAGCAGUUGCGGCGGUGGAAUCGGUUUCGAUGUUGGUGGCUCCGUGAUGGAGUCUAUCCUCUGGUGAUCGAAUCCCGUUGCAUGAGCAGUGUCUCUUCCUCCAAUUUGCAACAGAAUGCAUACAAUGGCACAGGACAGAAUGUAACUCCGCCGCCAAUUCGAUUCAGGAAACGAAUACUGGGAAGUUUGAAAAGGAAAAACUAUAGUAUGAUUCGAAGAAUAUUCGGUUCUUUAUCCUCUCAAACGAUGCAAAGGAGAACACCGYAGUGUGCACCAUCCUUUCGAUUAAGGGAGUGGUGCAAGGGCAACAUUAAACAAUAUCUUUCGAA
Pseudo-nitzschia multistriata is the source of this 1163-nucleotide messenger RNA. NCBI's taxonomy places the organism in Eukaryota, Bacillariophyta, Bacillariophyceae, Bacillariales, Bacillariaceae. The record is from the annotation of a GenBank genome assembly.